UGCUACUAGUUAUUUUCGUUCACAUAAGUCACCUCGUAAACUACAGUUGAAAGAAGUACAUCAAACUGAUGAAGCUGCAAAACUUAAAGUAUUUAAUUCAGAAGGAAUAACUUUAGCUGAAACUACAGAAACAAACAAAAAACAAGAAAAAAUAAUUCAUAAUGAACCACCUCAGGUACCACCAAGGCGAAUUCAAAAACAACCAGUUACUCCGAUAAUUAGACAACCUCCUACCAGACCGCCACCACCUCCACCACCUUCUGUUCCCUCUUCUCCUCAAUCAGAAUUGGAUGAUCAACAAAACUGUGAAGAAUCCGUAAAUAAUUUAUCAUUACAAAAUGGAAAUGUUCACUACACACGAUGUGCAAGUCCAGAUUUACCUCUUCCACCUCCACCAUCAACAGAUACUGAACUAUGUGUACCAGACGAACCACUACCUCCACCACCUGAUUUAAAUGAUGUUGAAAUAUUAGGACGUUCACUAGGACAAAAUAGUUUAGUUUAUCCAAAGAAUUCCUACAUGUCGUAUCGCAGUGAGAAAAAAAUUGGCAGACUAGGAUUUGAUGGUAAUUAUCGUCGUAUUUCUCCAACACCUUCUUUUUCUCAAGAGUCAAAUCAGCCUUUUCAAAAGGAUGAUUCAAAUUCAACAAUGUCCCCUGCUUCUUGGGAACAAUUACAUAAUAUUCGUCAACAUGGACCUACAGUCAUUUUCCAUUCUGAUUCAAUGCGUGAACAAUCUCAUUCACAGAGAAGAAAAAAUUCUACUACUAGUAUAGAAUCUCAAAAUAAUUCUGCUUCUAAUGUUCAAAAUACAAAUGAAGAAAAUUCUUUAACUGUUAGUGCCAAUAAUUCUGAUGUCAAUGAACAAGUGAGUGAUUCAGGUGAGAUUAAACAGGAUAUACUUAGUAAAACAAAAAAUAAUGGACCAAAUUGUAAAAUUGAAAAAAUUGAAUCUAAGAUUUCAAACAGUGAUUUGCCAGAUAAAUCAAAAGAAAAUUCUCAAUCUGAACAUCAAAAACAUUUGGUAGAAAAGCAAGUUAAGUUAGCUAGCAAUGAAAAUAGGGAUGAAAAGACUGAUUGUAACUUAGAUUCUAAUUCAAAUACAUUGGCAUCUCAAAGUGAAAAAAUUGAUUCAGAAAUUAAAACUAAUAUUCAGAAAAAUGAUGAAUCUACAUAUACUGUUCAAGUUCCUGUUUCUGUUGUGCCUCGUAUUAAUAGUGCUACGCAAACUACAGACACACCUAGUCUGAAACGUAAAGCAAAAACUAGAGAAGAACUGGAAUGUGAAAAGCUCUCUCUUGAUUUCAUUGAUCAUUGUCAUGACAGAGUUCUAAAGAACUUACUAGGUAAGUUAUUCAUCAAACAUUCUGAACUGAUUAUAUAUCAAGUUUUCUAA
This is a messenger RNA of Centruroides sculpturatus (bark scorpion), 1396 nucleotides long. Its product is annotated as dual specificity protein kinase splA-like. Lineage: Eukaryota; Metazoa; Arthropoda; Arachnida; Scorpiones; Buthidae. The annotation marks the transcript as partial. The transcript has 2 exons. The record is from RefSeq and is a predicted model, not a curated record.